Molecule: messenger RNA, 2332 nt
Organism: Puntigrus tetrazona (Sumatra barb)
Lineage: Eukaryota; Metazoa; Chordata; Actinopteri; Cypriniformes; Cyprinidae
Gene: dlg2
Product: discs, large homolog 2 (Drosophila)
Exons: 16
Coding region: 482-2317 (611 amino acids)
Biological process (GO): chemical synaptic transmission
Cellular component (GO): neuromuscular junction; neuron projection; postsynaptic density membrane
Molecular function (GO): protein binding
Source: RefSeq, a predicted model, not a curated record
UUCUUGCACUUCAUUUAUCUGCACAGCUGGCUUGGAAUCAGCUUAGCUCUGCCUCAAACAACCGAAGGAGGAAAAAUCUAAACUCUCAGUGAGUACAAUAGCUGUUUUCCCAAUCGUAGCGCAGAUUCUCCCAGCUCUCUCGUCUGCGAGGGGCGAGCGCGUCUGUUUUCUCGCGCAUGGGUGUGCGCGUGUGCGGCGAGCUCCAGAGGAGGAGGGAUGCUCUGUGAUCUCAGCAGCAGCAGAGGCAGCAGUCUGAGCCCCAGCCAUGCGGCUGAGCAGCGGAUAGCGCUAACAAGCGCCGGGCUGUAGGACUACGGCAAGACCAUGCCUGCGCAGAGAGAGGACCCUCGCUUCUGUCAGCGUUAGCUCCAGCCGUGCCUUCGUUCAUCUCCCUUUCAGUCUCUUUCUUCUCUGUCACCUCUUUCAAUUUGUUAAUGUGGUGCUGAUGAAGGGAAAACUAGCUUGAGCUGUUUGGCUCAGGAUGGAUUGUCUGUGUAUUGUCACAACUAAGAACAGGCCUCCGGCAGUACAGGGCUCCCAGCACCAAAGCCACUCUCCAGCAUGUAUGAACCCAGCCUUGAUGAGCUCCCCCUGGUACCGGUAUCAGGAUGAUGAUUCCCCUCCUCCAGAACACGGCUUCCCGCGGCUCACCAAUGAAGUUCGAGCGCCGGAGCUGGUGCACGUAUCAGAGAAGAACCUCUCAGAAAUUGAGAAUGUGCAUGGCUACGUUUCCCACUCUCACAUUUCACCACUUAAGCCUGCGCUGGUUACCCGGUUUGAUCUAACAUACCCGGGGGUGACCGCGGCAAACUACCUGGCAAGUCCUGCCCCAAUUAUUGUCAACACGGACACUUUGGAAUCUGUACCAUACGUAAAUGGGACAGAAAUUGAAUAUGAAUUUGAAGAGAUUACAUUAGAGCGGGGUAACUCAGGGUUGGGGUUUAGUAUAGCCGGUGGUACAGAUAACCCUCACAUCGGCGAUGAUCCUGGGAUCUUCAUCACAAAGAUCAUCCCUGGAGGAGCGGCAGCUGAAGAUGGCAGACUCAGAGUGAAUGACUGUAUUUUGCGUGUAAACGACGCAGAUGUCUCGGAGGUGUCUCACAGUAAGGCGGUGGAGGCUCUGAAAGCGGCCGGAUCGAUUGUGAGGCUCUACGUGCGCAGGAGGAGACCAAUGCUGGAAACCGUCACCGAAAUCAAACUCAUAAAAGGACCAAAAGGGCUCGGCUUCAGCAUUGCAGGCGGUGUGGGAAACCAGCACAUCCCGGGCGAUAACAGCAUUUAUGUCACUAAAAUCAUUGAUGGAGGAGCUGCGCAGAAAGACGGACGGUUGCAAGUUGGAGACAGACUGCUUAUGGUGAAUAACUACACUCUAGAAGAGGUGACCCAUGAAGAAGCAGUGGCCAUAUUGAAGAACACGUCGGAUGUUGUAUACCUAAAGGUUGGGAAACCCACUAGUGUCUAUCUCUCAGACCCCUAUGGGCCGCCUGAUAUCACACACUCAUUCUCACCCGCUAUGGAAAAUCAUAUCUCUUCCCCCGGUAAUAAUGGCACUCUGGAAUAUAAGUCCAGUCUUCCGCCCAUCUCCCCCGGCCGAUAUUCCCCCCUGCCCAAGCACUUGCUGGGGGAAGAGGACAUUAACAGGUUGGAUGGUUUUUCCUUCCUACGAAACCCCUCGUUAGAUGAGAUGGAAGGUCACAGGUUUGAUUCCCAGCACUUCCAGUUGAGGCCUCCAGAGCCAGUUUACAGCACUGUGAACAAACUGAGUGACCGCGCCCCCUCUCCCCGUCUCUACUCCCCCGUGGAGUUUGAUAAAAGCCCCAUGCACUCAAUCCCCCACUUCCCUCACUAUCACGUAGGCCUGCUCCCUGACUCCGAGAUCACCAGGGAGCCCAGGAAGAUUGUUCUGCACAAGGGCUCAACCGGACUGGGCUUCAACAUCGUAGGAGGAGAAGAUGGAGAAGGCAUUUUCGUUUCUUUUUCAUACUGCAGGAGGGCCUGCAGACCUCAGCGGAGAGCUGCGGAGAGGGGACCAGAUCCUGUCCGUAAAUGGAAUCGAUCUGCGAGGUGCCACUCACGAACAAGCUGCAGCUGCGUUGAAAGGAGCGGGUCAGACGGUAACCAUCAUCGCCCAAUACCGGCCCGAGGAACUUGCCCUGUGCUCCCCACGCCGGGCCCCGCCUCCAACUGCAGGUUUGUGCCAUGUGAUCAGCACCUGGGUCAAGAACAGUACCACACAGACAGACUGCACAGAGCUAGACCACAACUAAUGACUCGGCCGCUAGAACUGCAGAUUUUACAGUUCCUUUGUUUUGCCUGAGGCUUAUGGGAACUC